ACCGUUGAGCGAUGAGCUCACGAUUGAAGCCAACGAUGACACGAGACCAGAUUGCUCUGUCUUCGACAAAUAUGCUCAUCGUGUCCGCAAAUUAGACCUUUCCGGACAACAAAGAUUCUGGAGACGCAACGGUGGUUACCCAUCUGUCACCGAGAUUUAGGCGCAUUGCUCUAUUAUCCACUGAACUCCCCUCUCCUACCGAACCUCAGGCACUUAUCUUGGGCCCCUGGGAUGGGUCUCAAUUUACUUCGCCAUCUGCUCGGUCCACAUUUGCUGUCUCUGAAAAUACCCAGCCACCGCUGGAGCUCAGCAUCCACCCUAUUUGCCCUGACCAAAAUUCCUGGACUUUGCCCGAAAAUCAAAUCACUGACACUACAAGUUCAUUCUUGGGAUGGACAUAUAGACUCGGAAUUAACUCAGAGCACGUAUUGCAUAUCUCGGGUAAUCGGUUCUUGGGCCAAACUCGAGGAGCUGGACUGCAACCCCAUGACCUAUGAAGGUCUUCUAUACCUGUCUGGGAUGGAAUCUCUCAGAAUUCUCCGCCUGCAGGUUAACACUGCAUCCGUCAUCGAUCUACCUCCAGACUCGCUUUCAUUUCCAUCGCUGCAUACUUUCCAGUUCCAAACUGACACCCUUGACACUGCUAUCACUCUUAUGAAAGCGAUGAAAAGCUUUCCUAAAUCUUUGAAAAUCGAUGUGUUCGCAGGGCGGUCCCGCAGAGGAACUUGCAGUCCGCAAAUUGUCGGGGUCCUCCUGGGCCUCGUCAGUCGAGAUGCAUUGUACCACGAACUUCGACAUUUCAGUCUGAAUCUCCCACUCCUUCUGGGAGAUAACCCUGACAAUAUCUCUGAGAUCCUACGACCCCUCUUCGUGUGUCGUGAACUUCGCACACUGUCCGUGCGAAUGUCAUCGCCAUUCACUCUCAGUAACGACGACCUGGAAACGAUGGCUUACGCUUGGCCACUGCUCGAGGAACUCGAGCUGAUCGAUUUACGACCACGUGUAGCGACUCAGACUCCCCCUCCACCCCCACCUCCACCCCCUCUUCCUCCCAAUCCUCAACCAUCUCUACCACCCAUCACUACCACGGGUCUUGGCCAGCCAAAUCAAGCUCCACAACCUCCGGUGGUUACUGUCAUGGCCCAUCACCACCCCGCACCUAUGCAAAUACCUCUGGCAAACGCUGGUCAGGCGAAUCAGUUUCCGUACCUACCUGUAUUUACCAUUCCCCCUCCAGUAUUUCCAGUAUUCCCAGCGUUUCCUCCACCAGACCUUUUUUUCCCCAUCAGAUCACGAACCGCUGAAAUUACUCUUCACGGCCUCAUUUCGCUCUUGAAGCUAUGCCCAAAUCUUUACUACUUUGACCUAGCGCUCGAUGCUACCAAACUGGAUGAUUUGCAAGGCGAUAAUCCAGGUGGUGGAGUUUGUAAUCGACUGGUCAAGUAUGCCAGGCUUAUCGAUUCGCCCAUUGGCGACCCUGAGGUGGUUGCUCGCAUCCUCUUUGACAUACUUCCUGAGCUUGAUCCCCUUGCGGGGCCAAACGCUCUACUGCCAGCUCCACCUCAAAACAUGCCCCCACACAAUAUGGUGCCUCAAAGGUGGAACAUCGUUCGUCAGAGAAUGAUGGAUUUCAGAAAUGAUGUGAGACAUGCUACACCACAGCCUGUUUCCCAGACCUAAUCCAGAUGCAUUUAUUAUGUAUAACUACGUAUAAACUUCCCUGCUCAGAGUUUAUAUUAUGGCUCGACAGUCUUCAUAUAUGAUAACUUUCAGGCAGAUCACUAUAUGACCAGUGUGCGUUUCUUGUGUAGUACCAGUUACCAGAUAAAUCCGGGACGGUUUCGGGACGGACAACAUACGAUUUGACCAUUGAUUAUGCAUGAAGUACGAUAACUAGUCUAAGU
Molecule: messenger RNA, 1904 nt
Organism: Suillus subaureus
Lineage: Eukaryota; Fungi; Basidiomycota; Agaricomycetes; Boletales; Suillaceae
Exons: 2
Coding region: 232-1680 (482 amino acids)
Source: RefSeq, a predicted model, not a curated record